AUGCAUCUCAUGUGGUGGAGUGGGAGAGGCGCGCGAAGGCGUCAUGGUCUCACGGUCUUCAGCCUCGUGCUUCUCUUCGUCAGCCCCAUAAGCGCGAGCUUGGGCGACCGAUUGCCAGAGUUCAAGAGCUGCGUCAAGGACUGCAAGGAGGUCAAUUGUGGCAGCGAUGGGUCGUCGAUACCCCUCCACCACCGCCUCCUCCUCUGGACCUGCCCCUCCGAAUGCGACUACACCUGCCAACACAUCACCACCAACCACCGCCUAGCCCGCGACCCGCCGUACCUCGAGCCCAUCCUCCAAUUCCACGGCAAAUGGCCCUUCCACCGCUUCCUCGGCAUGCAAGAGCCUGCUUCCGUCCUCUUCAGCCUCUUCAACUUCCUCGCUCAUGACUAUGGGGUGCGAAAGAUCAAGGAACAGAUACCCGCGCGCUACCCGCUGCGGCAUUACUACCUUUGGUUUGGAUACUUUGGUAUGGCGAGCUGGGUGUUCAGUAUGUUGUUUCAUACACGGGACUUCAAUACGACGGAGAAGCUGGAUUAUUUCGCUGCUGGCGCGAGUGUGAUGUAUGGGCUCUACUUCGCUGCUAUACGGAUCUUUCGGCUGGAUAAGCCUGAUACAUUCGGAGCGAGCACAAAGGACACUUCGGCGACGGUGCUAAGGCUGUGGACAUAUCUGUGUUCAUCGCUGUACCUGUUGCACAUUGGGUACCUGACGUUCAUCAACUUCGACUACACAUACAAUAUGGCCGCCAACGUGGCGCUCGGCGUCAUACAGAACAUCCUCUGGACCUGGUUCUCCGUGACGCGAUUCAGGAAAGUAGGACGACUAUGGGCAGCGUGGCCUGGCCUGAUCGUGGCUUGGAUCGUGCUGGCGAUGAGUCUGGAGCUGUUUGACUUUCCGCCUUGGUGGGGUAUGGUGGAUGCGCAUGCGCUGUGGCAUCUGGGGACGGUCGGGCCUACGAUCUGGUGGUACAGUUUCCUGGUCAAAGAUGCGCAGGACGACCUGCAGACUGCGAGGCUGAAGGCUUGA
Molecule: messenger RNA, 1029 nt
Organism: Saxophila tyrrhenica
Lineage: Eukaryota; Fungi; Ascomycota; Dothideomycetes; Mycosphaerellales; Extremaceae
Exons: 3
Coding region: 1-1029 (342 amino acids)
Biological process (GO): GPI anchor biosynthetic process
Cellular component (GO): endoplasmic reticulum membrane
Molecular function (GO): hydrolase activity, acting on ester bonds
Source: RefSeq, a predicted model, not a curated record